Molecule: messenger RNA, 1824 nt
Organism: Lampris incognitus (smalleye Pacific opah)
Lineage: Eukaryota; Metazoa; Chordata; Actinopteri; Lampriformes; Lampridae
Product: ligand-dependent corepressor-like
Exons: 7
Coding region: 1-1824 (607 amino acids)
Biological process (GO): regulation of transcription by RNA polymerase II
Cellular component (GO): nucleus
Molecular function (GO): DNA binding
Source: RefSeq, a predicted model, not a curated record
AUGGCGAGCCUGUGCAGAAGGCAGCAAUGCACGAUCGAGAGGCGCGGCUUUCGGCAGGAACUUGACUCGUGGCGACACAAACUCCUUCAUUGUGUAGGUUUUGAGAGCAUUCUGGAGGGUCUUUUUGGUCCAGCACUGAUAGAAGACCUGAAAUUAUUUAAAGACUGUGAGCCUGAAGCGGUGUCUGAUUGGUCGUUUGAUGAAAAUUGUCUCUUCUGCUGCUUACGAAGAGACAAAGUGAAGGAACACUUAGUUGGCUUAAGCAACCAGGGACUUGAAGAUACACCCAAACCCCUUCUGGUUAAAGAUCAGACCAAAAUCAACAGACUAGAGAAGCAAGCGGAGGAAUUUCUCCAUGCAGUUCUCUGCAGAAAAGAUGUCCCAAGCUUCUUAGAUCCACACAUUCCGGUAGUGGCUCGAGAGAUCAUGCAGAGAAUGAUCCGCCAGUUCGCCGCCGAAUAUACCUCAAAAACCAGCUCCCCUCAGGAUAGUCUCUCAGAUCCCCAGCCUUCCUCUGACCAAAGCCUGCCUCGCCCGCCCUCGUGCUCAGUUGCUUCUCCUUCUACUAGUCCUGGCACCGCUCUGACUACCCCCGCACAUAACCAGAACCCUGUGCUCAGCAAGCUCCUCAUGGCUGACCAGGAUGCUCCUCUGGACCUCACCAUCAAGAAGCCUGUUGCUGAGCCCGAUGAACAAGAAGGAGUUCUUGACUUGUCUCUCAAAAAGAACCGUAACCUGCCAGUUCACAGUCCCUAUGUUUCUCCAACCACAUCCACACUCAAAGGGAGAUCCUUGAGAGCAGACGGGCAUGUCGAGGUGUUAAUGAGGAGCCUACAGGAUGGGAGGAGGAGGGAGAAUAUCGGCCACUCCACCCAUUAUAAGCCUUUCCAGCCUCUUGCAUACUCGCUGCACAUCAAAGAGGAGGUUGGUCUGGCCCAGGAGAGCGACCCAGAGUCACCUCCCAGCCAGCACCAGAGUUCCAGACACACCGACCUCGUCAGAAACGGAUCUCCAAACUGUAAUUCCAAGACUCAUUUUGGGGCCCUGCUGAAACUGAGGGCUAACAGCGAGGCUACCGAGCACCUUAAAGACCUGCCCAGGUUGUUGGAAGCUGCGGGAAUUUUCUCAAAGUCUCUGUCGCCUGGUAAAGUACCCCCCCAGGAGGCCCAGGGAGAAAGGGAUCUCUCCCUUUUCCAAUCUUCACCUUUUGACCUCAAGAUCCCGCAGGUUCGUGGUUUGUCUCUAGGAACAGACCACUCCUGGGGUUCCCUGACCUCAGCUUCUAGUUCACCCACUGACAACAGCCUAGGAAAGAAGCUUCGCUCAAUUCUACCCAAGCACAGCCGCAAAGGGAGCAGUGGGGCGCUUGUUUGCACUGGUGCUGACAAGGACUACUGGGCUUAUGAUAUAGACCGCCCAUUCUUGGGGGGGAACUAUCCCCCCUUGGAUGGCGAGUUGGACCUAGGCUCCAAACAGCCCAGAAAGAAAAGGGGGCGUUACCGGCAGUACAACACUGAGCUGCUUGAAGAGGCUAUUGUGGUGGUGAUGGGUGGAAAGAUGAGCGUGUCCAAAGCCCAGUCAGUUUAUGGGAUUCCACACAGCACCCUGGAAUACAAGGUUAAAGAGCGACUGGGCACCUUGAAACAUCCUCCGAAAAAAAAACUAAGGCUGAUUAGCCAGCCUGUGGAGGAGCAUCUUUCAGAGUCACUUGAAAGCAAAGAAGGCAUCCAGAACUACCAGUGCACUGCAUCUGAGGAAAACAAGUUUGUUUCCACAGAGAACGGGAGUGAGUCAUUAAAUUCAGGCCUCUCACCAGAUGAGUGA